Penicillium oxalicum is the source of this 813-nucleotide messenger RNA. RefSeq lists its product as uncharacterized. The record is from RefSeq and is a predicted model, not a curated record. Bases 1 to 813 code for a protein of 270 amino acids. The transcript has a single exon. Lineage: Eukaryota; Fungi; Ascomycota; Eurotiomycetes; Eurotiales; Aspergillaceae.
AUGCCUCCAGGCGCGCUUCCCGGGGGUCUCUUCCACAGAGCCCACCAGACUCCGGCUCCAACCCGUCAGCGCCAAGAGAGUGAUUCGACCACGGCGGUCAUCGACCUCUCUUCCCUCGAGGGUCCCCCUUUUGAGAAUCUCAGAGCGAGAGGCUCCAUGGAUGGGGCAAAUACUCGCCACUUGAACGCACCGCAGCCCACCGGGCAAUAUCCUGGUUAUCACGCCCUUUAUAACAAGCCAUUGCCCCCAAGGCCCGCAUCGGCCGAGCCGGCGAGCGCACGGCGACUAUCGCCAGCACACGCCCAUCCUCGUAUGUGCGGGAACGAAGUCGAAUCCUUACCGAGGAAUACACAUCUCCCAUGCGCGUCCGCCCAUCGAAACCGGCCAGGUGCGGUUGCUGCGAUGCGUCCCCAUCGCAACAUCACUAGCCCCGAUCUGGGUCCAUCCGCACAGGUUGCGUCGCCUUUGACCACUCGACCUUCCCAUGCGAGAGGGUUGGAAAUGAUGCGAUCGCAAAGCACGCCGCUUGUCUGGCAGAACACAGAGCAGGUCCGGAUGAACCGGGAGAGUUCAUCCACGCGAAGCUCGUUGGCGCGGUUGACUCGACCGCCGCAACUGGAGAUAUACAUGAGUGAUUCCGAGGGAGACCACUCAUCGACUUUCAACGAGGACGGUGAACAUGAUUUGAUCUCUCCGCCGCCACCGUAUGAUAGUCAUGAUUUUGAUCGGGAUCGCUGGGAUCAGGCCCGGUUUGGUGCGCGGGUGCCCUGGGAUGCGGAUGUGCGGUGGCAGCAUGAGUCUCGACGAUAUUGA